Physella acuta is the source of this 2816-nucleotide messenger RNA. RefSeq names its product tetratricopeptide repeat protein 16. NCBI's taxonomy places the organism in Eukaryota, Metazoa, Mollusca, Gastropoda, Physidae. The record is from RefSeq and is a predicted model, not a curated record. Gene Ontology annotation, molecular function: protein binding.
CAAUAUGGCGGCAUACUGUUCCGAAAGGCACAUAUUUAAAAUUUAAACGAUUACAUUUUUUUUGCUAUCAUAAUGUUAAAUGCUUCAUUUAAUCUAAAUGAAGCGGCAUUUAAAUUAAAGGUGUCUCAUAAUCUUCCAGAGGUCUGUCCAAGUAUGAGAUUGAGAGCAUUUGGCCUCAACUGAACUAAAGUAACUUAGGAACAAGCUGCUUUAGAUUUUGUAUACAUUAAAAUAAAGAAUGUCUGCAAAUGCCAGUACUAAUGAGGCACCUGACAGUAACCAAAUCCGAAUUAGGGCCUUCCUUUCAAGUCAUUCAGAAUCAACUUCAGAUACACCAGAGGCUGACAGUUUUUUUGGAGACUAUGACACAUCUCUCUCUCCUGUCAGUGUUGAUGCAGAGACCAAGCCCCAGGUUUACUCACAAGACCCAGGCGAAAUAAACAUUCACCAGUUCUACCCCAUUCUAGAACAUUCCUUCAGCAGAAAACAGAUAGUCAAAGAAGACAGAAGCCUACUUGCCAUAGAAGAGGAGGACUCUAAAUUUGAUCACAGCGCUGAUGAGCUUGCUGAAGAAACUGACGAACAAAGUGAUGACAAUGAAGAUGUUGAGAAUGAUGAAGAUGCAGCAUUUGAUCAGGAACCCACUGACCCUACAGAGAACCAAGUUGACGCUGAAAAACAAGAAGGAGUUUUCACCACAGCCGUUGAUGAGGAAUCAAUCAAGGCGGCCAUAUUGAGAAGUCAGGGUUUGUUUACAGGAGGUGGCUACAGGGAGAAAGAGCAGAGUGUGGGACUUUGUGAGCUGGUUAAUGAGAAGGCUAAUGAGCACUUUCAAAACUCACUGGAUAAAGACAGAGACCCAGUCCGUGUCAUUGCCAGCCUGAACAAGGCCAUCAGCUUGAAGCCUGAUGACCCCGUGUUCUACGCACAGAGGGCUGAGGUGUACAUCAAGCUUUGUGAUUUCCAGUCAGGUAUCUUGAACUACAGGAAGGCUUGCCAGUUGGACCAGCAGAACCAAGAAUACUAUAACAGACUGGCCUUGACCUACUACUUUAAGGGUCAGGCAUUGUUUGACCUUGGUUUGUAUGAGCAGGCCAUGAGCUCAUUCACAAAAGCUUCAGAUAUGGUGCCAGGGAAUGUUGGAUAUCACAUUAGAAGCAUAACUUGCCUGGCAGCCUUGAACAGACACUCUGAAUGUCUGGCACUAGUCAACACUAGACUAGAGACAGACAGGAACAACCCUGACCUUUAUGUACUCAGAGCAAGGCUGCAUAAAUUGUUUAGGAAUAGCACCUUAUGUUUCUAUGAUGUCAAGAAUGCCCUUAACCUUGACCCUGACCACACUGAAGGUCGGGCCAUGAUGGACGCCAUGGUGAUGCAGGCCAACUCCAACAAGGCCGAGGCCAUGCAGCUCAACAUUGCUGGCAAACACAGGGAAGCUCUGCAGAGGAUUUCCAUAGCCAUAGAUAUUAACCCUACGGUGGCUGACUACCAUGUCCUCAGGGGAGCACUGUACCGCAAGCUGAAUGACUUCAACUCUGCUAUUGAUGAGUUCCUGAUGGCGCUAGACAAGGCUGACCACAACGAAGAUGACCCGGUGUACACAAAGUCCCAGAGACAGCUGCUGCUCACCUACAAUGACUUCGCUGUGGAGUGCUUCACCAAGGGCUUUUAUGAUGAGGCUAUCAUUUUACUCAACAAAGCAAUCAAGGGAGAGAAGAACGAGAAGUCACUCUAUGUAAACAGGGGAGAUUGUUUCUACAAACAAAAUGAACUCAGCUUUGCUCUAGAAGACUACGACCAAGCCUUGGAGCUGGACCCACAAGACAGCGCCAUAAAAACAAGAAUUGCUGCAAUACAUAAUGAAUUUGGUUCUAAUUUUCUUCAGGACAAAAAUUAUACUGAAGCAGAGGCUGAAUUCACCCUAGCCAUACAGAACAAACCACAUGAAGGACAGUAUUACAUAUCUCGGGCUCGCACACGCUACAUGCUAGAUAAUACAACAGGAGCCAAAGAAGAUCUCUUGCAUGGUCUUCUGCUAGCGCCAUCUAGUGAGGAACUCAUGUCAAUGAUGACACGACUCUUCCCUGGCAAAUCUGUUGCCGACAUCAUGAGUAGCCCGGCAGCUCUAGCAGUAAAAAACAGUCACUCAAAUCUCAGUGGACCUGCAGGUACAGAAAAUUCUGAGAUGCAAAGUCUGGCAUUUGUACCCAGCCACUCAGAGCCAGUGAAGAAAGCAGAGAAACAAACAUGGCAGCCAACAGAUGUAGGUGUGAUCUACAGUAUGUGUAUGGAAGAAAAAGAAUUCUAUGUGCAGCAAGUCAAUGAGAAGAAAAAGGUUGAACACAAGGUCAAGGAUGCUUUAAGGAACCGUAAAUCUUUGCGCUACAAUGGUGCCAGACUCCAGCCCCUGCCUCCACCAUUACCUAAACUGCUGAGCAGACAAAAUCCUGACCAACAAAAACUUAUCCCCUUGUCCACACAUGCCAAGAAGAAGAGCAGCACAAACUGGAGGACAUUCAGUCUGGGGGUUGGGGGGGUGUAAACAUUCAGCUUUCAUUGUGGGAGUCACAUUUUGUGUCAUUUGUUCUUGAAAGCAUUGUUCAGAUGAUUCACUGGAUGCCUUUUUUGGGCUGAUUCAAUAACAAACUGAACACUUCAUUACUCUGCAUUAUUUUUUCAUCAAAUUAAAGAGGACUUAACAGGUUAUUUCAGCGAUGUAGAGAAUAGUUCAAACGCUGGAGUUUUGGGCUGUUUUUAUUUAUUAAAAUGAGCAAUCCUUUGUUAUUGUUUUUAUUACUGUACAUUUUAUCUGA